AUGAAUCCCAAUAUCGAUAAGGACAAUGAAGCAUGGUUGGAGGAAGCUUCCGUUUGCAGAAUCGCAGUACCGUUUGGAAGUCCCUCGCAGUCAGCCUUUGAGUCCAAAUCGACGCUGAAUGCAAUUAAACCUUCGCCCAACAUUGUGUCUCCAAUUUCUCUUGUUGGACGGGCUCCUGGCCUUUCAAAAGUAGUCAAGCUGGACGUGGGAGGUUAUACCUUCAAGACAAGCCGCGACACUCUUUGUCGCAUUCCUGAUUCCCACUUGGCAGCGAUGUUCAGUGGUCGUCAUGCCACGGGGCCUCUCCAAGAUGAUGAUGGAUCGUUCUUCAUUGAUCGUGAUGGAAGGCACUUUCACCAUGUCCUGAACUUCCUUCGGUCUGGCAGUGCGGUGACGCUGCCCGAAGGCCCAGCUGCGAAAGCGGAGCUUGCUGUCGAGGCAGAUUUCUAUGGGCUCGAUGACCUGGUCAAGGCAAUCAACAUGCCCAAGAUUGACAUCUCCGAAACCGUUCCUCUUGGCACGUUGAAACAAUGGGAAGCUGAAUCCCAGUUGCGAGCUGCCUUUGUCGAUGGGACUGCAAAGCAAUGGCCUGAUCGUUUCCGUGGGCUUUUGGCCCUGUUUCCCGUCGGAGACCAUGAGACAACCCUUGAGAUGCCACUGAAAUUCGAUCCUUCAAGCGAGCUUCUUCAGGACCAGCAAAACCUCUUUAUGGAUUCCCUGCGAGGAGACGCAGAUAAUACAAGUGUGUCAGUCGAGAGCCUGCAAGAGUUCACGACAAACUUCAACAAGGAAUGGCCCAAUAUCCAUCACAGGUUGCUCGAUGUGCUUCUACAGGAAAAUGUCGUUGUGGCAGGUGGUUCCGUGCUGCGUGCCUUGACAGCAUCGGAGGACGUUCGGACAUCCAAAUGGUGGGGCGAAGAAAAGUCUGAUAUCGACUUGUUCGUGUACGGUUGUGAGCCGAAUGAAGCAAGUAGGAUUGCACGACGAAUUUUUGAUGCCUUGGCACUAGAUCCAGAACAAUGGGUCGUGGUCCGAGCACGAGGAGUGAUCAAUUUGGUGCAAUGGGUGAACGGUCUUGACGUGAAAGUUCAGAUCGUCUUACGAAUCUAUGACUCGCCUACAGAAGUCUUGAUUGGAUUUGAUGUAGACUGUUGCUGCUGUUGCUAUGAUGGACGUAAUGUAUGGGUCUCCCCUCGGUGGAUUUCAGCAGUUCGAUCCGGAGUCAACGUGCUAAAUCCUCUUCAUGCAUGGCCCAACAAGCCAUCCUAUGAGCUCCGUCUGGCAAAAUACGCCAAUCGCGGAUUUGAAGUCUUGGUGCCCGGACUUCAUCGUUGCCCAGUCGACUACAAGCGCAUCCCUUCUAGCGACCUUGCAGACCUCAAAGGAAUGUCCCGAUUUCUCAAGGUGGCGUCUGAAAUGGACAGCGCCGCACCCUUCACUGGGUACAUUUACCGGCGAGACGAACAAACUCGUUGGCGUCGUCUCCGGACCGAACGACCCCGUACUCCGAGGGAGGUACCCACUCUCAAAUCUGAGUACGUUGACAACGUUCUAUCGGAUGAUGAACGCGUGGUUCAUGUGCUGAACUUGACGUACGACGUCGAUGACGAUCACGAAGGACACCGUGUCUUGGUUCCAAGUGUCUACGGGCACAGCGGCUACGAGACUUCGGAUCCCUGGUUGUGGAUAGAGUGGGGUGAGUUCCCUGUCGCCGGAGACUCUCGAGACGAAGCCUGGGAGGAAAUCCUUGACGGCGGAGAGGACGCCCCCAAGGCUGUUCCGCGGUAUCUUGCUGAUGCUUGGGAUACGGGAAAGCGAUCCCGAGAAUACAUGAACGGACAACAAGACAAGUACGAUCUGGACAAUCUGUACUAUUCCAAAGCCUGCAAGGACGAUGCCGAAGACUAG
Messenger RNA from Seminavis robusta, 1908 nucleotides. The record is from the annotation of a GenBank genome assembly. Lineage: Eukaryota; Bacillariophyta; Bacillariophyceae; Naviculales; Naviculaceae.